AUGACCACCACUCAUACAGUAAGAGUUUCACCUCAAUCAAAGAUGAUCGUCUUGAAGAAGAAGGCUCCAAAGAGUCCUACAUUAGGUGUUCCUUCAUCGACUCGUAAACAAAGAAAUCAAAUCAACUCACGAAAGGAGAGGAAAAAACAAAACAAAACAACGAUCAAGGAUAAUGAAUUCAAAUCAACUAAGCCUUCAAAACAAGAACCUUCUCUAUCAAGGAAUGAUUCAUUUGAUAAUGAAAGGCUUCCUCCUUCAACAUCAACCAUAAAGAAAGGAGAAGGGUUUCAGUGGGAAUCGACUCAAUAUACUGUAUCAUCUACAACUAUUCAAAAGCCUUCUUUGCCUUCAAGAACUUUGAAGAGUCUGAAUUUUAAAUCAUCAAAUGAUAAUAUUUCAGAGGAUGACGAGGAACUGAAAGAAUAUUACAAAUUACUCAAUGAAAAGUGGUAA
Molecule: messenger RNA, 453 nt
Organism: Naegleria gruberi
Lineage: Eukaryota; Heterolobosea; Eutetramitea; Acrasida; Naegleriidae
Exons: 1
Coding region: 1-453 (150 amino acids)
Source: RefSeq, a predicted model, not a curated record